Molecule: messenger RNA, 3270 nt
Organism: Condylostylus longicornis
Lineage: Eukaryota; Metazoa; Arthropoda; Insecta; Diptera; Dolichopodidae
Gene: Eip63E
Product: cyclin-dependent kinase 14
Exons: 11
Coding region: 1-1560 (519 amino acids)
Biological process (GO): protein phosphorylation
Cellular component (GO): cytosol; cytoplasm; nucleus
Molecular function (GO): ATP binding; heme binding; cyclin-dependent protein serine/threonine kinase activity
Source: RefSeq, a predicted model, not a curated record
AUGUUAAAAUGCUUAUGUAGUGGUAUGGAAGGAUUCAAAUGUUGCAGUAUUGUUGGCAAAUACGCUGAAUACAGCUGUACUGUUGCAGUUGUUAAGAAGCAAUGCUCAGUUUUAGUUACUCAAAAAUAUCAUAUAAAAGUCAAUAUUUCUAAUGCAAUUUCCGAAAAUAAAUAUGACUCAAUAUCUAGAGAAGAUAAUGAAGACUCAAAUCAUCAACAGCAUCAUCAUCAUUUACAUCAUAAAGGUGGUGUAGGUGGUCAUCAUCAUCACCAUCAUCAUCAUCAUCAUGGUAAUCACGGUAAUAAAGUUCCAUACAAUGGAUAUAAUUCAGAAGAAUAUUUGGAUAAAUUAGAACCGAAUGGAAACAUCCCAUCAAAUUAUAGAUGUGGAGGUGGUGAUUGGCAGGUACAGAGACAAUUAUCUGUAUCAUCAGAUAGUAAAUUAUUAGAUGACGAUAUUAGAGAAGAAACAAUAGUCAUAAUGAGACCAAAAAAACCACCUAGACCUAAAUCAGAAGUAUUUUUAAAUAAACCGGACCUGCAUCCAAGACGAAAACGUUUUAGUGCAUUCGGGGCGGACUCUCCGUUUGGUAAAUCAGAUGCCUAUAUUAAAUUAGAACAGCUUGGUGAAGGAUCUUAUGCGACUGUUUUUAAGGGUUAUAGCAAUUUAACUCAUCAAGUAGUUGCUUUAAAAGAAAUUAGACUGCAAGAGGAAGAAGGUGCACCAUUUACAGCAAUCCGUGAGGCCUCGCUAUUAAAAGAACUGAAACAUGCAAAUAUUGUAACAUUACAUGAUAUUGUACAUACCCGCGAAACUUUAACUUUUGUUUUUGAAUAUGUUAAUACCGAUUUAUCGCAAUAUAUGGAAAAGCAUCCUGGUGGUUUAGAUUUUCGAAAUGUUCGAUUAUUUUUAUUUCAAUUGUUACGUGGUUUAUCCUACUGCCAUAAACGAAGAGUUUUACAUCGUGAUGUUAAGCCUCAAAAUUUACUUAUAAGCGAAAUAGGUGAAUUAAAACUUGCCGAUUUUGGUUUGGCAAGAGCUAAAAGUGUUCCAAGCCAUACGUAUUCUCAUGAAGUAGUAACGUUAUGGUAUCGUCCACCAGAUGUUUUACUGGGUAGUACAGAAUAUUCAACGUCGUUAGAUAUGUGGGGUGUAGGUUGUAUAUUUGUUGAAAUGGUUACUGGAAUGCCAACAUUCCCUGGCAUACGUGAUACAUAUGAUCAACUUGAUAAAAUUUUUAAAUUAUUGGGUACACCAACUGAAGAUACAUGGCCGGGAUCAACACAUUUGCCUGGAUAUAAGCCGCAUAAAUUAGGUUUUUAUAGACCACGUAAAUUAGGUCAUAGUUUUCCUAGGUUAUAUGAUAUUGUUGAGGGUGAGGCGAUAGCAAGUGCUUUUCUACAAUUAAAUCCAGAACAAAGAUUAGGAGCUGAUGAAGCGUUACGACAUCCAUAUUUUGCACAGUUGCCAAAAAAAUUAUAUGAAUUACCAGAUGAAACGUCAAUAUUUAGUGUAGAAGGCAUAUUCUUAUGUCCAGAACCAAAUCGACAAAAACAAUGAAAAUUAAAGCAAGUUCUCUCCCUAGAUGGUGUCCGUCACUAUUGUUAACCGUCAUUUAUAUAUAAAUGUCAACAAUAAUUAUAAAAUAAUUAAAACAAAAAAAAAUUCUUAUUUUAUUAUUAUUUAAUAAUAAUAAAAAAAAUAAUUAAUAAUUUUUUUUAUGUUUGUUUUUAACAUAAACUAGAAAAAAAAACGGAAAAUGUUCAAAAUAUUAAAAUGUUGACAUUUUACAUCAAUCCAAUAUUAAGGAAUACAAAAUAUAUAAAGUUACUUUUAAACACUACUACAUACUCGAUUUUAAAAAUUAAAUAGUAAUUGCCACAGAUGGAACACAAAUAAGAAGAAAAAGAAGAAGAUAGAAUAACAGUUAAUGACAAAGACAACAUCAACUACUGGAAAAUAAAAUACAGAAAAAAAAAAAACAAAAACUUUUUAAAUAAUUUUUUUUUUUUUUUAAUUACAAAAUAUUUAAUUUAAUUUUUAUUUGCAUUUAAUUCAAAUGUUAAAAUAUAAACAAAAAAUAAAAAUAUUUAAAAUAAUAAAAAUAUAUACAGUUUUUGUAUAUGUGUAUAUGCAGUAGAACUUCAAUAAUACUUGCAUUAUUCACAAAUAGUUUCGAAAUAUUUGAAAUAAUUUUGAAAUAAAGAAAAUUCAAAACUAAAAAAGCCAAGUCAGUAAAAAAAUUGUUGGAUUCUAAUGAAUAAUUAAAAUUACAUACAGAGAAUUUGAGGAAAAGGAGUUUGGCUGUGUGUAUAUGCAUAUUAGGAAAACAUUUAAUAGUAAAUUGGGAAAUUUAAAACACACAAAAUCACCAACAAAUCAUAAUACAGUAAAUUCAAGAAAAUCCAUCAUAAAUUUUAUAAUAUAGGUACAAAAAAAAAUAUAAUUUUUAUUUUUUAAAAAUUUAUUUUUGUUUUUAUUUUACAUUUGAAAACAAAACAAAAAACCCAUUGUAUACCAUAUUAUUUAUAAUUUUUAAGUUUAAAUAAAUCAAAAACAAAAAAAAAAUAUUAAAAUGCCAUCUAGUGAUGAGGUUAAGUAAAUAUAAAAUAUAAAUAGUGUUAAAAUAAAGGAAUAAAGCGAUAAAUUAAAUAAAAAAUUAAAAAAAAAUUAAAAAAAAAAUGUAAGAAAAUUUUAAACAUAAAAAAAAAAUUAAUAAAAGAAACAAAAAAAUAGUAAAAACAUUCUAGUUAAAUUCGAAAAUAAAAUUAAAGAAGCAAAAAAAAAAAAAAUACAAAAAUUAAUUAUUAUUUUUUUAUAUUAUAUAUAAAUAUAUAUACAUAUAUAUAUAUAUAUAUAUAUAUAUAUAUAUAUAAUUUCAAUUUAUAUUUAUAAAGUAAAAAUUUUUUAGUUACUUCUCGUAUGUAUAGACUUACAUAUUAUAUAAUAAUAAUAUUAUGUAAAAAUAUAUUUGUAAUUAUUAUUAUUAUUAAUUAUUGUUCAAGACAAAAACAAACAAACAAACAAAAAUUUAAAAAAUCAAAUUUAUAAAAAAAUCAAAUAAUAAAACACAAAAUUUGAAUAAAGACAGAUGAAAAGAUGAAAUCAAAUAUGGUAUCAUCAUUAUACAUACAUACAUACAUAUAUAUAAAUAUAGAAGAUUUUUAUUUAAUUAUAUAAUAUAAUUAAAAAAUUUCAACCACAAUUAUAAAUAUGAAAAAAAGGAAGAAAAAUCAAUUAUUAUAAAAAAAAAGAAAAAAUUAAAUAAAG